This is a messenger RNA of Tricharina praecox, 1656 nucleotides long. RefSeq names its product interferon-related developmental regulator-domain-containing protein. The record is from RefSeq and is a predicted model, not a curated record. The coding region runs from base 1 to 1368 and encodes 455 amino acids. Lineage: Eukaryota; Fungi; Ascomycota; Pezizomycetes; Pezizales; Pyronemataceae. The transcript has 3 exons.
AUGUCCGAGCUCCACCGCAAAGCCCUGACUGUCCCAGGGGUCAACACAGGGAAGACGAUUUCGCGCAAAGCGCGCUCUCGGCAAUCGAGCGCCGCCAGCUCGCGACAGGCGUCGCGGGCCAACUCCCGCAUUGGUAGCCGCGUGAACACCGAUGAUGAGCUUGACAGCGUUGCGGGCGAUCUGAGUGAUAGGGAUGGGAAUGAGAGAGAGGAUAAGAAGUUGACGUUGGCGCGCGAGAAUAGUUAUGGGUCGCUGGCGAAUGAUGGGGAGGGUGAGGAGUUUUUGACGGUUGGGGUAGAGAAGAGGGAUUGGGAGGAAGAGCUGGCGGAGGCCGUGGAUCGCAUCUGUGAAAGGAAGAAGACCGGAUAUCAGGAGCGCGAGCAGGCGCUCAGUGCUUACAUCGCUAUUCUCCUAAGGAAGUACGCAAAGGAGCAGAUCUUCUUCAAGAAGUCGGAGAUCGUUUCCAGCUGUCUGCGCAGCGUUAAGAACGGGCGCACGGAGCGGGAGUCGCUGCUCGCGGCGAAGUCCCUGGGUCUCACCAUCAUCACCGAUCCCAGCGAGGACGUGUACGAUGCCGUGGCGCAGACGUUCAAGGCGGUGAUCACGGACCACGCCUCGCUGCCGCUCAAGGCGGCGCUGAUCCACUAUCUCGGCGCGGCGGCAUUCUACGGCGGCGCGACGACGGCCGAGACCGAGGGCAUCAUGGCGUUCUUCCUCGAUAUUGUCGAGAGCGAUGGCCAUGAUGUCGGUGCGGGCGACGAUGCGGCUGUGGUCACCGCCGCGCUGGAGGAGUGGGGGUUCCUGUGCACGCAGCUUGAGGACGCGGAGGAGAUCACGCACGCGGCGAUCGAGGCGCUGGUGCAGCAGCUCGACAGCUCCGAGGUGAACGUGCAGGUCGCCGCGGGCGAGAACAUCGCGCUGCUGUAUGAGAAGUCGUAUACCGAGGCGGAGGAGGACGAGCUCGACGACAGGAACGAGGCCGGGCUGAAAUGGGUGCAGCGCUACCAGCCGUACGGGCAGGUCACGGCGCUCAAGGGAACCCUAGCACGCCUCUCCUCCGGCUCCAGAAGAUACCUCUCCAAGCGCGACAAGAAGUCGCAAAAGUCGGCGUUCGCAGAUAUCGCCCACUCCCUCGAUAAUCCCCUCAAGGGCCCGAGAUUCUCGGAGGCGCUGGAUCGCGACGGCGCGGUGCGCGGGAGCAGGAUGACGGUGCGCGUGCACAAGACCGGCGUGCUGAGGGUCGAUAAGUGGUGGAAACUGCUCAGAGUCCAACAUCUGCGCCGGUUGCUGGGCGGCGGGUUCUUGAACCAUUGGACCGAUAAUCCGGUCAUUUUUGAGUCACUGAGUCUGUUUGUCGAACAGUACUAACUCGGGUACUGUACCGACUUGUUGCGAUGUCCCCCGUUUUCUUGCUUGCUUGCGUGCUUGCUUGCACAGAUUGAUGCCCUUUCUCGGCGGUUUCUUGCUUUUCGUUUCUUGCUUUUCUACUUUUUUACCAUCUGUGCAUGCAUGCAUCCAUACGACUACCGGCAUUUUUUUUUUGGUUUGAUGGAGCAAUGGAGUUUUCUGGAUUUCUUUGCUUGCCUGCCUGCCUGUCCGAGUGACUCCUGAAUCGAUUCGAUAGCAGUUAUCGUGCUUUACUAGUAGUUACCCGGA